This is a messenger RNA of Erigeron canadensis, 3876 nucleotides long. Its product is annotated as ATPase family AAA domain-containing protein At1g05910. Gene Ontology annotation, molecular function: ATP hydrolysis activity; chromatin binding; ATP binding. Gene Ontology annotation, biological process: positive regulation of transcription by RNA polymerase II. The transcript is spliced from 10 exons. The coding region runs from base 171 to 3776 and encodes 1201 amino acids. Gene Ontology annotation, cellular component: nucleus. Lineage: Eukaryota; Viridiplantae; Streptophyta; Magnoliopsida; Asterales; Asteraceae. The record is from RefSeq and is a predicted model, not a curated record.
CCAAAAUAAAUAAGAACCCUUGUCACAAACCCAGAAAUCAAAAUUCCCAAACCCUAUAAUAAACCCCCUCACUCCUCCAUCAUCUCCUAUGAAUAAAAUAAUAUAAUUUAAUCUCCUUUCAACAUUUUUUACAAAUGAUAUAAGAUUAAAUUAAUAAGUAAAAAUAAAAAAUGGUUUCAAGGCAAUCAGGGAAAGAUACAGGAGGAGGAGCAGAAGAAGGUGACGUGGAUGUUGAUGCAGUAACCUCUCCUCGGCCGGUCCGAACAAGCGAAAGGAUUCGAAAAAAGCCGAAAACAUACAGUCGAUAUAGUAUUAUGUAUCAACAUUUCCCUAAAAAAAUUAAAAAGAAUAAUAAUAAGUCUAAAUCCAGACCAGCAGCUGCUACUAUUGCUAAGCAAUUUAAUAAACAAAAUCACAACAAACGUCGCGAAAACGAUUCUGCUAUGGAGAAUCUUCGGCGUUCUACAAGAAAACGGAAACUUAUAAAUCAUGAUGGCUACAGUACUGGAGGCGAGGAUAUUGAUCUAAUGGAGCUCAAAGCUAGGAGGCAUAAAGAGAAGUUGCCUCGGCAUGGAGGAUCCUCACAUGAAGCAUUAACACCUCGUCGCUCCGGCCUCCGGCCUCGUCGUUCUAAUGCAGGUUCAAGAAGGCAAAUAAUUGAUGAAUCUGAAGAUGAACGGGAUAAUUCUGAGGAAACUAAUGGACCAGAAAAUGGCAAUGAAAUGGAGGAUAAUGAUGCAGAUGAUGUCGAGAGCGAGGAGGGUGGUGCUGAGGGUGAUGGAGACGAUGAAGGUGAGGGUGAAGAUGAAGAUGAAGAUGGAGAUGAUGAAGAUGGUGAUGACGAAGAUGGUGAAGAAGAGCAGGAUGGCAGGAGGCGAUAUGAUCUUAGAAAUCGGGCAGAAGUUCGGAGGCUAUCUCAUGAGCAGGGAAUGCAAAGACCAAGAUCUCCUAGAAGAGUACUUCAACAAGGAGUAGGGACAAAGCAUGGUAGGGAUGUCAGAAGAGGUGGAUCUCGGGUUCAUAAACGUCAUCGUAUAUCACGAGCAGAAGAUUCUGACGAUUCUCUUCUUGUGGAUGAGCUGGACCAAGCAAUGCCUAUGCCUUGGUCAAGAGGCGCAAACAGGUCUGGUGCACCACCAUGGCUUUUAGGAGGGGGGCCCGAUUUGCAUGGGGCAUCCUCAUGGGGAUUAAAUAUUGCUGCAUCAGGUUGGGGUCAUCAGGGUGAUGUUUUGGCUAGCCUAGCUUCAGGUGUUCAAACCGCCGGGCCCAGUUCCAAGGGAGGGGCUGACAUUCAACCUUUACAGGUUGAUGAUAGUGUUAGUUUUGAUGACAUUGGUGGGCUUUCAGGCUAUAUUGAUGCUUUAAAAGAAAUGGUCUUUUUCCCGCUACUCUAUCCUGAUUUUUUUGCUAGUUACCACAUUACCCCUCCAAGGGGAGUGUUGUUAUGUGGUCCCCCUGGCACCGGAAAAACACUCAUUGCACGAGCAUUAGCUUGUGCUGCUUCCAAGGCUGGGCAGAAAGUCAGUUUCUAUAUGAGGAAGGGUGCUGAUGUGCUUAGCAAAUGGGUAGGCGAGGCUGAAAGACAAUUGAAGAUGCUUUUUGAAGAAGCUCAAAGGAAUCAGCCAUCAAUAAUAUUUUUUGAUGAGAUAGAUGGGCUUGCUCCUGUCAGAUCAAGCAAACAGGAGCAGAUACAUAAUUCUAUUGUUUCAACGCUGCUUGCCUUGAUGGACGGUCUUGAUUCACGAGGGCAGGUGGUUUUGAUUGGGGCAACAAAUAGGAUUGAUGCCAUUGAUGGAGCACUAAGGCGUCCUGGAAGAUUUGAUCGUGAAUUUACUUUUCAGUUGCCUGGUUUUGAUGCCCGUGCUGAAAUAUUAGACAUUCACACUCGGAAAUGGAAACGCCCCCCUGUGAAGGAGCUGAAGUUGGAACUCGCUGCUAGUUGUGUGGGUUACUGUGGUGCUGAUCUAAAAGCUCUCUGCACUGAAGCUGCGAUUCGUGCUUUCCGUGAAAGAUAUCCUCAGGUUUACACUAGUGAUGAUAAGUUUCUCAUAGAUGUUGAAUCAGUAGAAGUGGAAAAGAAGCAUUUUAUGGAGGCCAUGUCAACAAUCACUCCGGCUGCUCAUAGAGGCUCAAUUGUUCAUUCUCGACCAUUGUCUCCCGUUGUUGCACCCUGUCUACAAAGACAUCUUAAGAAGGCCAUGAGUGUUAUAUCCGAUAUUUUUCCUGCUCUUGAAAUUUCCACCGAGUCCAAGAAAUUUUCCAUGCUUGUUUGUGGUUUUGCUCUUCCUCUUGUUUACAGACCUCGGCUUUUGCUGUGUGGCCUGGAGGGUGCUGGGCUGGAUCACUUGGGACCUGCUAUUUUACAUGAACUAGAAAAGUUUCCUGUCCAUUCUCUUGGACUUUCUUCUCUUCUGUCUGAUCCCAGUGCUAAGAUACCAGAGGAAGCUUUGGUUCAUGUAUUUGCUGAAGCUAGGAGAACUACGCCCUCAAUACUGUAUUUACCUCAAUUCCAUCUUUGGUGGGAAAAUGCUCAUGAGCAACUUAGGGCCGUGCUGCUGACGUUAUUGUUGGAAUUGCCAUCAGAUUCCCCCAUUUUGCUUCUUGGAACAUCGUCAAUUCCGCUUGAUGAGCUUGAUGGGGAUACAUCUUCUGUGUUCUCUUCUCGUAACAUUUAUCAGAUGGACAAACCAUUAAUGGAAGAUAGAAGUAUGUUUUUUGACCGUCUGAUUGAAGCUGUGUUGUCAAUACCAUCGGAGGGAGCUGCAAAGAAGUCCCAAAAGUCAGUUGCUGUUCCUGAACUCAGCAAAGCGCCCAAAGUAGACACUGGUCCAAAGGUCUCUGAACUUAUAGCUAAAGCCGAAGCAGAGGGUCAUGCCCUCCGUAGAUUAAGAAUGUGUCUCCGCGAUGUUUGCAAUCGGGUUUUAUAUGACAAACGCUUCAGUGCUUUUCAUUACCCCGUGCUGGAUGAAGAUGCUCCAAAUUAUCAUACAGUUAUACAGAACCCAAUGGACAUGGCUACACUUCUGCAGCGUGUUGAUGGUGGAAAGUACAUAACAUGCAAGGCAUUCUUAGCAGACUUUGAUCUCAUUUUAGCAAAUGCGAAGAUAUAUAAUAGGGAUGAUUACAACGGAGCUAGGAUUGUCAGUAGAGCUUAUGAACUUCGAGAUUCAGUGCAUGGGAUGCUAUCCCAAAUGGACCCAGCAUUGGUUGCAUUCUGUGAUAAGAUUGCUGAAAACGGUGGUCCAUUGACUCUGCCUGAAGAUAUUGCUGGUUCUACUUUCCAGAAUGUUCCCGUCGUUCAAACAGCUACUAUGACUAGAGCCAGUGCACGUCUUCGUCAUGUCCAGCCAGAAGUUAAUUUAGAUCAAAGCUAUGAAGCGCUAAAACGGCCCAAGAAGAGCGCCGAUCCUUCACAUACAGCUUCAACAGCUGAUGAAGAGUCUCAGCCUCAAGAACCAGUUGUUGAUGAUCUAAAUGAUCCAAACCCCGUGAGAUCACCACCUGGUUGUAUCGAGGUUGACACUAACCCCACCGAGGUUAGCGAGUCAAAAUCACAAGAUGUUAUUAUGCCAGAUGUGGAGAGUGAUGGCAAAAUCGAUUCUGCUAAGAAGCUCUUAUUGGAACGAACAUCUGAUUAUGGAAUUCCACAGCUAGAAAGGCUGUAUACGCGUAUCGUUAAAGGUGUUUUUGAGUUAAAAAAUGUUGAACAGGAUAAUCUCAAGCCUUUAGUUUCCAACUUUUUGUUGAAGUUUGCUGAAACUGAGGCUAAUUUUUGAAGGGAACCAUUUUUCUUUCCUUUUGCGGAUAGAUUUUGUUUGGCUUUUAACGAAAUAUUCAUUUGGGUAGAAUAUAAUUCGAAUCUACUUUAGGAGGUGA